Messenger RNA from Rosa rugosa (rugosa rose), 1438 nucleotides. Its product is annotated as serine/threonine-protein kinase Nek5-like. Gene Ontology annotation, molecular function: protein kinase activity; ATP binding. The transcript has 7 exons. NCBI's taxonomy places the organism in Eukaryota, Viridiplantae, Streptophyta, Magnoliopsida, Rosales, Rosaceae. Gene Ontology annotation, cellular component: cortical microtubule. Bases 557 to 1114 code for a protein of 185 amino acids. The record is from RefSeq and is a predicted model, not a curated record. Gene Ontology annotation, biological process: protein phosphorylation; microtubule-based process.
GGUCAUUUUAAAGUGUUUUAUUAUAAUUCAGGAUACACAAUUGUCUCCAUGAUAAUUAAGGUCACCACUUUACGACUUACCACUAGAGUUGAACUUAAUUACAAAAACUGCCACCGCGGCUCUCUCUCUCCCUCCUGUUACCCAAGCCUGUCUGAACCCUUCUCCAUUCGGACUCAGACCAUUACUCUCUCUCUCUCUCUCUCUCUCUCUGUGUGAUCGGAGCCAGCCAUGUCCGUCGGAAUCGUCACGCUCGAAAUGCGGAGCCACAACUCCACGAGUAGCGACGCCAUGAGCGGAGCGACGCCGGAAGUGAACCAGUCGCCAUACCGGAAACUCAACUCGAUCAAGAGAUAAGAUCAAUACAGGCCGAGUCUCGAGUUGCAGCCACUGCCGUCGAUCGCAAAGCCGCCACGGCCGCAGAACCCGAUUCGCCGUCGCCGAUGACGUCUUGAGUUUUUCCGAUCCACGCCAUGAGUUUCAUCUUCGCAAACAGAAAACACCCGCAGGUAAAAUAGGAGGCAUUGCUGUGGUUGAUUUGGAUCGAGAGAGGAAAGGGAUGGAGUCUAGGAUGGAUCAGUAUGAGCUGAUGGAGCAGAUCGGCCGGGGAGCUUUCGGAGCCGCGAUUUUGGUUCAUCACAAGGCUGAGAAGAAGAAGUAUGUGUUGAAGAAGAUCCGGCUUGCGAGGCAGACGGAGUGGUGCCGGAGAUCUGCUCAUCAAGAGAUGGCUCUUAUUGCCCGGAUUCAGCACCCGUACAUUGUGGAAUUUAAGGAAGCCUGGGUUGAGAAGGGUUGCUAUGUUUGCAUUGUCACUGGAUACUGUGAAGGUGGAGAUAUGGCUGAGUUGAUGAAGAAAUCCAAUGGGGUUUAUUUUCCUGAGGAGAAACUAUGCAGGUGGUUCACGCAGCUACUCUUGGCAGUUGAAUACCUGCAUUCAAAUUAUGUUCUACAUCGUGAUCUAAAAUGUUCCAAUAUAUUGUUAUUGUUUAUGAGGUCACAUAUCCUUCAUUGCUAUCAUUCUUUACUGCUAAUGAGGUGCAAUCUAGAAAUAAAUGACCCUGAUAUGUAUAUAUAUCCAUUUAGUAAUCAUAUUCUCAUAGUGACAUGUUUUGUAUAGAGCUACCGUGCAUCCUCUUUUUUCUUCUACAACUCUCCAUGCUUACAAAAAGUCGGUAGUUAAGUUGAUCAAGUAUCUGGAUAUUCUAUAUAUUUAACUUUUUCCUGAAUUAAUUCCUUUCACAUUCUAGUGUAUGCCGUUUAGAUUUAAUAAACUGAGUAAAUAGAUGUUUAGAAAACCAUAUUGAGGGGUCAAACUAGAAGCUUUUACAUUUAUAUAUGAAGGAAACAACUUGGUUCUUAUUCUGGAAAAGUUGAGCUAUUUAUACUUGAUGGUAAUAGUGACAUUGCUGCUAUUAUGGAAUUGAUUGUUUUCCUAUAUUUU